This is a messenger RNA of Cercopithifilaria johnstoni, 1155 nucleotides long. The record is from the annotation of a GenBank genome assembly. Lineage: Eukaryota; Metazoa; Nematoda; Chromadorea; Rhabditida; Onchocercidae.
AUGAAAAAAUUGCCAGUGUUAAAAAUAUGCCUCGGUCUUCUCAUUGUAUUUAUUAUUUUCAUCACUUAUGUAUUUCUAUGUGUACGAUGGAGAAUUUUAAAUCAAACAUUGAUUUUAGAACGAAUUUUUUAUGCAACACAAUUAUAUCGUACAUCGUUGCAACCACCACUGAUACUUACGUGGACAAAAUUUUUCAGUCAUCCCUGGGCUCAACGUAUUAAUCAAGAUCUUAACGAAUGUGCUUAUCAUUGUAUAAUUACUGAUAAUAAAGAGCAAUUCUCGGAAGCUGAAGCUGUAUUAUUCCACAUUCGAGAUAUUGACAUAUUACCUGAACUAAGGAAUUCGAAACAAUUGUUUGUAUUUGUGCUACAAGAAUCACCCCAGUAUACGUUUAAUUAUUUGAAUUAUGUAGCAGAUGAUUAUUUCAACAUAACGAUGACCUACAGACAUGAUAGUGAUAUUUAUAUACCAUACGGUAUGAUGAAGAAGAUAAGUAAUCUCACACAGCGUGAACAAAUUUGGAAUUGGGAUGAAGUAAUGGAGAUAGCCAGUAGGAAAGUACAGCCUGUCUUACAAUUAGUUUCAAAUUGUCAAACUAGUUCGAAACGUGAAUUAUACGUGAAUCAACUUCGAACAUAUAUAAAUAUCACGCAAUACGGACGAUGCAACAAUCGUACUUGUGAUGAAGAAUGUGAAGUACAUGAAGCUGCACGACAUCGUUUCUAUUUGGCAUUCGAGAAUAGCAUAUGUCGUGAUUAUAUCACGGAGAAACUAUACAAAUGUCUGCUCAGAUUAAUGGUACCAGUGGUGCUAAAAAAAUCCAUCUAUGAAGGUGUUUUACCGCCUGGAUCAUUUAUUGCUGCUGAUGAUUUCACAUCUCCACGUGAAUUAGCAGAUUAUUUGAAAUAUUUAUCAAAUAAUAAGACGGCCUAUUUAAGUUAUUUGGAAUGGACAAAACAAUAUCAGAAAACAUUCGAUGUAAGCACUUACUGUGAACUAUGCAAAUAUCUUCAUCGUGACACAGCUAGACCUCAUAUAAUUCCGGAUAUCAAAAAAUGGUGGUUCCAAGGUUGUUUUCAAGAUUAUGCAGCAGACUUAUUGAAAAAAUCUAAGGUUGUGAAGAAAAAAGGAAGAAAAUCAUCAGGAGUGAUUUGA